UCCUCCUCCGCCGCCACCUCCUGCCCUGGCUUCCCCCUCACCUGACCCGCCAGCCCAACAUGCAACCCGGCACCUGCUAAAUCAAUAAUGUACUAGAAUGUCAGCGCUGAAAAAGAUUCUGCCUGGCAUUUUGCAGAAGCAUUGCUGUAUUUUACCAGACAGGAAUACAGAAUCACAGUGUACACUCUGUGGUGAGCCUGAAGGUUUGGAUUCUCUAACAGGGCAUGCAUUUCCAGAGGAAGAGGGUGGCGAUCUGCUCAAGUCGGGGAUCAGUUUUCCGGGGACGACAGAGGAGGAGCUAGACCAGCAGUACUCCUGGUCACCUUCUCAGCACUUCAAUGAAGAAAGAUUCUCGCCUGCUCCGAGGAACAUGAAAGGAUUAUCUGGUAGUCGCAACCAACCACAAUUAUGUUCUGCUCAUACUUGUGGUUUAGCAUCCCCUGAAGAUUGUGAACACACCCAUGAUCAUAUCCACCAUGGGCAGGAGCAAAGGCAAUCAUAUCUUCUCAGCCCUACAGAGAACUGCCCACUGGACCAUCAUCGCUGCUCACCGCGAAGCUCCAUCCAUUCAGAAUGCAUGAUGAUGCCCAUGGUUAUGGGCGAUCACAUGUCAAGUAGCACUUUCCCCAGAAUGCACUACAGCUCACAUUACGAAACGAGGGACGAUUGCGCCAUGUCUCACGCUAACCCUAAGAUUAACCGAAUUCCUGCCAAUCUCCUGGAUCAGUUUGAGAAACAACUUCCUCUCCACAGGGAUGGGUUUCACACUUUACAAUAUCAGAGGACCUCAACAGCUGCAGAACAACGCAGUGAAAGCCCAGGAAGAAUACGCCAUCUUGUUCAUUCAGUCCAGAAACUUUUCACUAAGUCUCAUUCUUUGGAAGGAUCAUCCAAAGGCAAUGUCAAUGGGACAAAGGGAGACAGUCGAGGGGACGACCAUCAUCAUGGACAUCAUUCCAAGCAUAGCAAAAGGAGUAAAAGUAAGGAGCGAAAGCCAGAGAGCAAGCAUAAAUCUGGAAUGAGUAGCUGGUGGAGCUCUGAUGAUAAUUUGGACAGUGAUAGCACUUAUCGCACACCUAGCGUGAUUAAUAGGCAUCAUGUAGAUCAUAUCUCCCACUGCUACCCUGAAACUCUCCAGGGGCACUUUGGGGAUCUCUCACUAAAGACUUCCAAAAGUAACAAUGAUGUGAAAUGUUCUGCUUGUGAAGGGCUAGCAAUGACCCCUGAUGGUAAAUACAUGAAAAGGAGUUCUUGGUCUACACUUACAGUAAGCCAGGCUAAAGAAGCUUAUCGCAAGUCAUCGCUUAACCUAGAUAAGCCUCUGGUUCAUCAGGAAAUCAAACCUUCCUUGAGGCCGUGCCAUUACCUUCAGGUGCCUCAAGAUGAAUGGGGAGGGUACCCUGUUGGCGGUAAAGACGAGGAGAUCCCCUGCAGGAGAAUGAGAAGUGGGAGUUAUAUUAAAGCCAUGGGAGAUGAGGAAAGCGGAGAUUCUGACACUAGCCCUAAAACAUCACCAAAGGUAGCGGUUCGACCAGAGUCAUUAUUAAAAUCCAUUGGACAGAGACCACUUGGAGAUCACCAAAAUCAGAGCUACCUUCAAGCUGCAAGUGAUGUGCCUGGGGGCCACAGCAUGGAUCCCUCCGCAAACUACAAUUCCCCAAAGUUCCGAUCAAGGAAUCAGAGCUAUAUGAGAGCAGUGAGCACACUCAGUCAGGCCAGCUGUGUUAGUCAGAUGAGUGAAGCAGAGGUCAAUGGGCAAUUUGAGUCGGUGUGUGAAUCAGUGUUUAGCGAAGUUGAAGCUCAGGCAAUGGAUGCCCUUGACCUCCCUGGAUGCUUCCGAACAAGAAGCCACAGUUACCUGCGGGCCAUUCAGGCAGGUUACUCCCAAGAUGAUGAAUGUAUCCCUGCUAUGGGAUCUUCCAACAUCACCUCAACUAUCAGGUCAACAACAGCUGUAACUUAUACAAGUUACAAAAAAACACCGCCACCGGUACCUCCACGUACCACUUCCAAGCCACUCAUCUCAAUUACAGCACAGAGCAGCACAGAAUCCACCCAGGAUGCAUAUCAUGAUAGCCGGACUCAGAGGAUUUCCCCAUGGCCUCAAGAUGGUCGAGGGAUGUACAACUCUACAGACAGUUUGGACAGUAACAAGGCCAUGAAUCUUGCCAUGGAAACGGCCGCUGCACAGCGCCAUGCUUCUGAGAGUCAAAUCACUUCAGUACGAACCAGUGACAAGGCCAUUUUAGUGACAAAAGCUGAGGAGUUUCUUAAGAGUCGACGGUCCUCUAUAGGGAUUCAGGUGGAAACGGCAACCGAUUCAGAUACCGAGAGCAGAGGCCUACGGGAAUACCAUUCCGUUGGAGUGCAAGUGGAAGAUGAGAAACGACAUGGACGAUUUAAACGUUCAAAUAGUGUAACAGCAGCUGUACAGGCUGACCUGGAACUGGAGGGCUUUCCAGGACACAUAACAAUGGAGGACAAGGGACUUCAGUUUGGUUCAUCAUUCCAGAGGCAUUCAGAGCCUAGCACUCCUACCCAGUAUGGUGCAGUAAGAACUGUACGGACACAGGGACUGUUCAGUUACAGAGAAGAUUACAGGACCCAGGUUGACACCUCAAAUCUUCCACCACCAGAACCCUGGCUGGAGCCAGCCAUUGAGACAGUAGAAACUGGUCGGAUGUCCCCAUGUCGACGGGAUGGGUCUUGGUUUAUGAAGUUGCUACAUACUGAAACGAAGAGGAUGGAAGGAUGGUGUAAAGAGAUGGAGAGAGAAGCAGAAGAAAAUGAUCUUUCUGAAGAAAUUCUAGGUAAGAUCCGAAGUGCUGUUGGAAGUGCUCAGCUCCUUAUGUCUCAGAAGUUCCAGCAGUUUUAUUGGCUUUGUCAACAGAACCUGGACCCCAGUGCCAUGCCAAGGCCAACUUCCCAGGACCUAGCAGGAUUCUGGGACUUAUUGCAGCUUUCAAUUGAAGACGUCAGCAUGAAGUUUGAUGAACUACACCAGCUGAAACUCAAUGAAUGGAAACUAAUAGAAUCACCUGAAAGGAAGGAAGAAAGGAAGGUUCCUCCUCCAGUACCAAAGAAGCCCCCAAAAGGAAAAUUCCCUAUAACGAGAGAAAAGUCUCUCGACCUACCUGACAGACAACGUCAAGAAGCCAGAAGACGGCUAAUGGCUGCUAAGAGAGCAGCCUCCUUUAGGCAGAAUUCAGCCACAGAGCGGGCAGACAGCAUUGAGAUCUAUAUCCCAGAAGCCCAAACCCGGCUUUAAAGACAGAAUGCUGCAGAGUGUCCUUUUUUAAAACAAAUGCUGUACAGUUUGUCACUUACCUGGUAAUUUUUGUCUCAUUCUCUCCACUGAAUAUGCCCUUGCUGUUGUGUUCUUUGUGCCAUAAGCACAGUGGAAUGCUUUUGAUUUCCUCAGAGGUUGCUGAGCUCAUUGCAAGAACUACUUCUUUUUGUAUUUAUUGUCUGACUUACAAUCAGCUACAAUGGAUAGGGCUUGUUGAGACCUGACUUAUCCAAUAUGUUCUCAGAGGACAACAAGAAACACCUCUUGAGAUGGAACCCAGCUUACUUUUUUGUUAUUUAUAUUUUUAUAAAUUGUGUGAUAAUUAGGGAUAAGAAUAACAAACUAUAAAUGGGUGCAUCUCACCAUUCACUA
Molecule: messenger RNA, 3661 nt
Organism: Malaclemys terrapin pileata
Lineage: Eukaryota; Metazoa; Chordata; Testudines; Emydidae
Gene: DLGAP2
Product: DLG associated protein 2
Exons: 15
Coding region: 98-3268 (1056 amino acids)
Biological process (GO): signaling
Cellular component (GO): glutamatergic synapse; postsynaptic specialization
Molecular function (GO): molecular adaptor activity
Source: RefSeq, a predicted model, not a curated record